Medicago truncatula (barrel medic) is the source of this 800-nucleotide messenger RNA. RefSeq names its product guanine nucleotide-binding protein subunit gamma 3. Bases 255 to 719 code for a protein of 154 amino acids. The record is from RefSeq and is a predicted model, not a curated record. Lineage: Eukaryota; Viridiplantae; Streptophyta; Magnoliopsida; Fabales; Fabaceae. The transcript is spliced from 5 exons.
ACAAAAAAAGCAAAAUCUGAAAACUCUUUCUUUUCCAGUUUCCACUUUCCUGUGUGACAGUCACGUGUGCUUCGUUACCCUCUUGUCACUUUCUCAGGAAAAUCUCAACCAAUCCAAUUUUAAGUGCUCAUGUGCAAGUACAAAGCUAACCCAUUUCACAAGUUUCUAACUUUCAACUAACCAACAAUCAAGUUUCACUUUUUUUACUCUGCAACCAUAGCCAUUGCAUUUGUUCAUUGUUGUAGAAAUUUCAAAUGGAUGGUGAAUACAACUCUUCUACAGUGUCCUUAACAUCGAAACCUUUGAUGUGUCCCAAGUCACCACUUCCAGGGUUUGUGGAUUUUCAUGGAAAGAGGAAGCAGAUGGUUAAGAUUCAAGUUUUGGAGAAAGAAAUUGGUUUGCUUCAGGAAGAGUUAAAAUCACUAGAAGGACUCCACCCAGCUUCUAGAUGCUGCAUAGAGCUUGAUGCCUUUGUAGGCUCUAUUUCAGAUCCCUUCACACCCACAAGAAAGCACACAAUCUCUAAAUCCCAUUACUUCGGGAAGAAGAUCAGUCUUCCAUGGAUAUGUUGCUCCUACAGUUGCUUUCCUCAUAAAAAAAUUGCAAAAGGUUGUUGUUCAUGUUGUUCAUCAUCAAACUCCAGAUGUUUUGGCAACAAUUGCUUGAAGACUAAAUCUACACUCUCCUUUGCUUGUUGCUGUUUGUGCUAUUCUUUGUAAAGUUGAUGUUGACCCAAGUUUUAAUUGUUUAAAUUAUUGGGUGCUGUUAAACAUUUUAUCAAUAAUUGAAAAAUAUCAUAU